AUGGGGCAUGAAAAAGAGGGCAGCGGCCGUAGUUCUGGGGUUACUGGCUCCGGUGCUGAUGCCGCUGGAGGAGAAUGCAUCGAAGGGCUGCGGGAGAACGACUACCUGCUGAUCCACUCCUGCCGCCAGUGGACCACCAUCACGGCCCACAGCCUGGAGGAGGGGCACUACGUCAUUGGGCCAAAGAUAGAGAUCCCGGUGCACUACGCGGGCCAAUUCAAGCUGCUGGAACAGGACCGAGAUAUAAAGGAGCCAGUGCAAUAUUUCAACAGCGUGGAGGAGGUGGCCAAAGCGUUCCCUGAGCGCGUGUACGUCAUGGAGGAAAUAACGUUCAACGUGAAGGUUGCCUCGGGGGAGUGCAACGAGGACACGGAGGUGUACAACAUCACCCUGUGCACCGGAGACGAGCUCACGCUCAUGGGGCAGGCGGAGAUCCUGUACGCGAAGACCUUCAAGGAGAGGUCGCGGCUCAACACCAUCUUCAAGAAGAUCGGGAAGCUCAACUCCAUCGGCAAGCUGGGCAGGGGCAAGAUGCCCUGCCUCAUCUGCAUGAACCACCGCACCAACGAGAGCAUCAGCCUGCCCUUCCAGUGCAAGGGCCGCUUCAGCACGCGCAGCCCCCUGGAGCUGCAGAUGCAGGAGGGCGAGCACACCAUCCGCCACAUCGUGGAGAAGACGCGGCUGCCCGUGAACGUGACCGUGCCCAGCCCGCCGCCCCGGAACCCCUACGACCUGCACUUCAUCCGCGAGGGCCACCGCUACAAGUUCGUCAACAUCCAGACCAAGACGGUGGUGGUGUGCUGCGUGCUGCGCAGCAACAAGGUCCUCCCCAUGCACUUCCCGCUGCACCUGACGGUGCCCAAGUUCAGCCUGCCCGAGCCCCUGGGCCAGGGGGACCUGUGGCCCGAGGCCCUGGUGCACCACUGGCUGGGCGUCUGCCAGGAGCAGUUUGACAUCGACGAGUACUCCCGGGCCGUCCGCGACGUGAAGACCGACUGGAGCGAGGACUGCAAGAGCCCCAAGAAGGGCCGCUGCCCCGGCCACAGCCACGUGCCCAGCUCGCUCAGCUACGCGCGCGACGAGCUCACGCAGUCCUUCCACCGCCUCUCCGUCUGCGUCUACGGCAACAAUCUCCAUGGCAACAGCGAGGUGAACCUCCACGGCUGCCGGAACCUGGGGGGCGAGUGGGCCCCGUUUCCCCACGACAUCCUGCCCUAUCAGGACCCGGGGGACAGCGGAGGGAGCGACUACUGCGCACCCGCCCCUCUGCCCGGGCCGCUGGGAGCAGCCGUGCCGCCUGCCGAGAUCGCCCUACCUCCACCUCCAGUGCCUCCCAAGUCCGAAGCCGUCAGGGAAGAGUGCCGGCUCCUGAACGCCCCGCCGGUUCCGCCCCGAAGCGCCAAGCCUCUGUCCACCAGCCCCUCCGUCCCGCCUCGCGCAGCCAGGCCCCGGCCGCAGACUCGCUCUCCCAGCCCCACCCUGUCCUACUACUCGUCAGGGCUGCACGACAUCAGCGUGACUAAGAGCGACGCCAGCCCUUCCGACAGCGCCCCUGCCUCCUGCUACCCAUGCCACCGUGGGAAGCCUGACUCGGUGGACCUGCAGUCCCCGCCGGCCAGCCCCUCGGACCCGCUGUCUGCCCGGCUCUCCUGGCCCAGCCAUCACUCGGGAGCAUCCUCCGAGGGCCACGCCCGCAGCCACCUCCUGCUGGACCCCAGCCGCAGCUACAGCUACCCCAGGACCCCGCCUUUGCCUCUGAAAAUCGACGGUGCUGAGGGGGACCCCACGGCAGGGUCCGCGGACCUGGCCGAGGACCAGUACUUCGUGCCGAAGGGCGCGCAGGACAUCUUCUCGGUCCCGUACCCCUUCUCCUCGCCGCUCCACCUGCAGCUGGCCCCCCGCUCCUGCGGGGACGGCUCCCCCUGGCAGCCGCCCGCCGACCUGUCGGGACUGUCCAUCGAGGAGGUGUCCAAGUCCUUGCGGUUCAUCGGGUUGUCGGAAGACGUCAUCUCCUUCUUCGUGACCGAGAAGAUUGACGGGAAUUUGCUCGUGCAGCUGACAGAGGAAAUCCUCUCGGAGGAUUUCAGACUGAGCAAACUGCAGGUGAAGAAGAUCAUGCAGUUCAUCAACGGCUGGAGGCCCAAGAUAUAGCCCCGUCCCCCCGCCAGCAUCGCACGGACCGGGAACACGUGCUAGGGGCGGGGCUGGGACGCGAGCUCAUGUUUUCUUUUGCACUAAAAACAUUCUCUGUAAAUAGGGGUAAGAGAAGCCCUCACCAGACAGAUCACGUUUUUGAACGGUGAACAGGCUAUUUUGUACAUCCAUAAAAACGCUGUACAGAACACUCAGAGGUGCCUUGUACGUCACUCAACACUCAGCAGCUGCUAAAGGACAACAGGCAAGUCCCGAGUCGGAUUCUCACCCAAGCAGGGUGAUGCGAGGCGGGAUGGUAUUUAUUACAGAAUAGCCAAAGCGGAAGAGACUCGAGGAUCUCUAAGAAACAAAACAAACCUACAGUUUUGGACAACAGUCCCUUCCUGGGUGGGGGAAGAUCUCUUGUAGUGAGCGCUAUCCUGCGCUCUGUUUGGGGUACUCGGUGCGAACUGUCUUACUCUCGUGCCUGGAAUGUUAGUGAUAUGAAAUGACACUGGAAUGUGAGGUGCUCGGUGGGGGGUCUGUGCAUCGAAAGGCAUUUUCCAAAAGUCGUGUGUGGAUGGAAGGCACAGGACGUCCUUAGAAAUCGUACAAACCAUGACCACGGUCAUUCAUCCGUAACUGCUGCUAAUUUUAUUGAGCAGAAGAAGAAAACAAAAACAACAACACAGAAUAGAUCCAAUAUGUGUGUAAAUGUCUACGCAAUACAUAUGUGUAUGUUUUAAACC
Molecule: messenger RNA, 2882 nt
Organism: Myotis davidii
Lineage: Eukaryota; Metazoa; Chordata; Mammalia; Chiroptera; Vespertilionidae
Gene: GAREM1
Product: GRB2 associated regulator of MAPK1 subtype 1
Exons: 8
Coding region: 1-2151 (716 amino acids)
Biological process (GO): cellular response to epidermal growth factor stimulus; epidermal growth factor receptor signaling pathway
Molecular function (GO): proline-rich region binding
Source: RefSeq, a predicted model, not a curated record